Molecule: messenger RNA, 1572 nt
Organism: Camelina sativa (false flax)
Lineage: Eukaryota; Viridiplantae; Streptophyta; Magnoliopsida; Brassicales; Brassicaceae
Biological process (GO): protein phosphorylation
Molecular function (GO): protein serine/threonine kinase activity; phosphatidic acid binding
Source: RefSeq, a predicted model, not a curated record
GUUUGAUUUCUUUGUCCACCACUACUUUUAACCACGUUUUCUCAACACCAUUUUCAGACAAGACAAAACUAUUACGUCUGUGGAUACUUUUUUGGUAGGGUCACUACAACACACUCGUCACCAACUCACCAUCUACAUCAGUCGUCCCUACCUUGUCAACACAUCACAUGGAAUAAUACACUAGUACACUAGACGGACUUAAACCAAGCAUUUCAAAUCAGUUUUCUUUUUUUAAUUCACAGAACAGAGAGCUCCACCCAAUUAUUCUUUCUUUCAACAGCAGCUGAGAGAGACUUUCAAUCAAGAUCAUCCUUCAACCUCUCUCAAGAUCAAAUCUGAGAUGGCUAAUUUCUAUGAGAAUUACCAAAUCCCCUACGACUUCGAUCAGGUUAAUAAUCUCUACGAUAACAAUUAUUAUCAUCAACCACAACAACAGUUUGGUUUCGAACCAAUGAGUUAUAAUAAUUAUAACUGGAAUGGAUCUGAGUCUGAACCAACCUCUGCAACUGUUGCUUACUCUGCUUAUGAUCCAAUGAGUUAUAAUAUUUAUAACUGGAAUGGAUCAGAGACUGAGACAACCUCUGCAUAUGUUGCAUACUCUGUUUCAACCAUGUCUGAGCCUAAACACUUGUUCUAUGAUCCGAAUCUCUAUACAACCUAUGAGUCCCCUCCUCAGUUUAUGAUCCAUCGAUCUGUAGCCUCUGCUCUGGACUUCAACGAGCCUGAAUUCGACGAGUACGAUUCUACGCCGUACGGUGGUGGCUACGACGUCGUUGCAACCUACGGAAAACCUCUUCCUCCAUCGGUGGAGACUUGUUACCCUUGUUCAACCGCUCCUCACGCGAAAGCUCCCUCUCCUCCUGAGAUUAUCGCUCCUGUGCCUCUUGGAAUUUAUGAUGGUGGUCAAAAGAAUGUUGUCAAGAAACGUGUAACUUUUGCUGAACCGGUAGAAGAAGCUAGACCAAUGGAAACCAUUAAAGAAGAAGAAAAAGAAGAAAGUGAGGAAGAAGGAGAUGAAAGCGAAGAUGAUGAUGAAGAAGAAGAAGAAGAAGAUCACAGUUCAAGCUAUGGAAAUGAGAAAGAAGAUCACAUUGCAAGCUAUGGAACUGAGAAACCUGAAACUGUAGAUAAAGCAGAUGUGAAAGCUCUUUAUAUUCCGUCUGGUUACGGUUUAGAAGCGACGGAUCUCUGCGAGGUUAUAUUCGGAGGUUACUUUCCUUGCGUGUUACGUAACAAAAGACGUCAGGAAGACGAACAAGAUCGUGCGGCUGCCGCUGUUUCUUGCUGGGAAAGCAAUUCUGAUCCGUGGAAGACGACUUCCGAUUACCUUUUCGGGGAUUCGUAUCCGUACGGCCACGAGAACCGAAUAGAAAGAAACCAGUUUGAGAUCUCCUCCUAUGGUUACCGGAGGUAUUAAUUAAACUCGGUAAGAACAACAUUCUUUGUUUGUUGAUGGAUGAUAUUAAUGUUGAAGCUGAUUUAUUUGUAUAUUAGUAUGUGCUAUUUUGUUUUUUGAUUUGUCCCAGACUUUAUUACCAAGACUUUCAAGUUGAUCAAUAAAUGUUCUAUAAU